This is a messenger RNA of Aspergillus heteromorphus CBS 117.55, 1407 nucleotides long. Its product is annotated as chitin deacetylase CDA6. Bases 1 to 1407 code for a protein of 468 amino acids. NCBI's taxonomy places the organism in Eukaryota, Fungi, Ascomycota, Eurotiomycetes, Eurotiales, Aspergillaceae. The record is from RefSeq and is a predicted model, not a curated record. Gene Ontology annotation, biological process: carbohydrate metabolic process. Gene Ontology annotation, molecular function: hydrolase activity, acting on carbon-nitrogen (but not peptide) bonds; chitin binding. The transcript is spliced from 2 exons.
AUGCACAUGCGUCACUUAGUCGUUUCCGGUCUGGGACUGGUGGCCUGCACGACAGCGCGAAACAUCUUCAACUUGCACCCGGACCAUCAAGGGACUCGCGUCAUCUCUGUGGCUCAUGGAACUGCCCUUCCUCAGGAGCUUGUAGAGCGUAAUUCGGGCGCACGAUGCGGCCUCGAAUUUGGCAAAUGCCCCGAGGAUAAGUGCUGCUCAAACGCUGGUUACUGCGGAGACACCAAGAACCACUGCAGCUCCCCGGACUGUCAAAUCGACUUUGGUCAUUGCGAUGCUCACGAUACUCCCGGGGGUGCACCCACCGACCAGAUCCCUCGGACCUUGGCUGGUGCUGUUCCCUACGGUCCGCGUUUUAUUCGCUCUUGCACUGUUCCAGGAACCAUUGCCCUUACGUUCGACGAUGGUCCCAAAGAAUACACCCAAGAUCUUCUCGAUCUUCUUGACAAAUAUGACGCCAAGGUGACCUUUUUCGUUACGGGGAACAACAACGCCAAGGGCCAGAUUGACAGCCCCGGAAUGCCCUGGGCAUCUCUCAUCCAACGCAUGCACCGCAGCGGACACCAAAUCGCAAGUCACACUUGGUCGCACCAGGACCUGAGCAAGGUCUCGGAAUCCCAGCGUCGGGCGCAGCUGCUAUGGAACGAGGUCGCCCUCCGUAACAUUCUAGGUGCAAUUCCCACUUACAUGCGCCCUCCUUACUCUAGCUGUACGGAGGAAUCUGGUUGUCUCAAGGAUAUGGGCACCUUCGGGUACCAUGUCAUCCUGUACGACAUCGAUACUGAGGACUACAGCCAUGAUAGUCCGGAGGCGAUCCAGAGCUCCAAAGACAUUUUCGAUCGCAGCUUGGACUCUCGGGACGCAUUCAACAGACCCUGGCUCGUGAUUGCCCACGAUGUGCACGAGCAAACCGUGCACAAUCUCACCGAACACAUGUUAAAAAGACUGACGGCCGAGGGCUAUCGAGCGGUGACCGUUGGCGAGUGCUUGGGAGACCCCCCGGAGCUCUGGUACCGCAAGGACGAUAACUUUGACGAACGGAUCCCACGCCAGUCCAAGUCUAAGCACUCGGUCACCAAGACCGUCUCAGUUGACGGGAUGUGCGGUGGAAACGUGACCUGCCUGGGGUCUCGAUUCGGUCCCUGCUGCAGUGACACCGGUUUCUGUGGGAACAUGUCUUCCUUCUGCGGAAUUGGAUGCCGGCCUGACAAUGGCUACUGUGGUGACGACGCUGGAUCUGUCAUGCAUGGUGGUGGUGCUUCCUCGGAUCCGAAUGCUGGCAAGUCCAAGUCCAAGUCGACCAAGAAGCCGGCCAAAUCGGAAGCAAGGUCUUUGCUGCAGCUAAGCCCGUCUGUGGCGGUGCUACUAUUGUUAUUCCUUGUGGUGCUGAUGGAUUGA